Exserohilum turcica Et28A is the source of this 2688-nucleotide messenger RNA. RefSeq lists its product as uncharacterized. Bases 31 to 2688 code for a protein of 885 amino acids. NCBI's taxonomy places the organism in Eukaryota, Fungi, Ascomycota, Dothideomycetes, Pleosporales, Pleosporaceae. The record is from RefSeq and is a predicted model, not a curated record. The transcript has a single exon. Gene Ontology annotation, molecular function: protein binding.
CUGAUAUCACCCUCGCCCCUCGCCUUGUUGAUGCCACCGGCCCUGGACCGGCUCCUCGCAAGCCCGUCCGCCCUGCGACUCCUGCGCUCCAUUGUCAAUGCCCCCGAACUUCCUCUGGCUUGUUCCGCAGCCACAAAGUGCUGUCUUUCAAUCGCACCCCGCCGCAACCAUUCAAACCAUACGGCACACCGGUCAGGCCCUCUGGGAAAGCAGAAAUGGAGACGUAUGAAGGAUGCCGACAGGGAAGCUGUGUUACGGAAGCAAGUGCUCAAAGCACUUCAAAAUGACGAUGCCAACGACGCCAUCAAGCCCACAAUCGACGUCUUUGAAACCCACGCCAUACCUUUAGCCAAACGCGAGGAUGAACCUUCUCGGCUUGCCGCGAUCCUUUCACACGAGGAGAGACUCAAUGGCGCCGAGGGCGUUCGCAAUGUCUGGCGAAGCAUUCGUUACCGCGGCUACCGACUACCCACCGAGGACACGCCAGACGCCGAGUUCCUGUGGGGGACUUUCGUUAAGCACCAUCUGGUUAUAAAAAAAGCUCUGGAGUAUGCGGAAGACUUACUUCGCGAGACGGGUAAGGUGUAUCCGCGUCUGUACGACGUAGUCAUGAGCCAUUGGCUUCCAAGGGACCCAAAGACGGCUUUGGGAUAUCACUAUGCGCUGGUGAAAAGCCUGAAACUCAAGAAAAUCCAUCUGCGCGCUGUGGCGCAUUCAGGUCGCCUUUCUUUCAAGAAACCUUCUUACGACGUGUUGAUGGAGAUAUAUAAGCAGAGUAACGAACGGGAUCUUUACGACGAAGUGGUACCACCAUUAAUCGAAGCAGGCGCCAUGGCGAGGGCACGCCAAUGGCACAUGCUUUGUACUUCGCGCCAUGAUAUGCCAUCAGAGAGCGUUGCAUCACGCCCUGUCGUUCGACUCUUUACUGCGGAAGCCAUAGCCCAUAACGUACAUGUCGAUGUGACAGGCACGAGGAAGAUUCUCAACAAUGAAACGAUCAAGUACAACGAAAAGCUCAUGCGUCGCCUAUCAGGCCCUGACAAUGCACCAGUUCGGUUUGAGGAUGCUUUUGUUGCUCGCAUGUUCGCAACACGCACCUUUCCGCCACCUUCCAUUAUACACGGGCUUGCCAUGGUGGGCGUAAAUGAAAUCGGGCCCCAGGCUGUGCUCACAAUGGCUAGACAGACAGAGCCAAUAGAAGACCUGAAAAUCAGGUUUGAAGAGCUCCGAGCCGCGGGCAUUGCUUUGCAGGGCUGCGUCUUUUCUUUAGCCCUGGAACAGUUUGUUGCGCAGCAGAAGUGGGAGUUGGUGCGCAGUAUGAUAGAAAGCGACCAGCAUCCGGACGUAUUUGGCGAUGCUGAGGUGCAGCGGACACUGCUCGAUUUCUACAUUGAGCAGGGCGAUCAAUUGCAAGCUCAGCGCACCCUAGCCAUCCUGACUCUUUUCCAUAACGACCCCAGUCGAGAGUCGUGGAAUUUGCUUUUACAGGCCUGCAUUAAACGCACCGGGCCAGGGUACGUUAUGGGAGUGCUUCAAGAUAUGCAUGCUAAAAACAUCAUGUUGACGCCAGAGUCAAUCGCGGCUAUCAAAGGUCUACUACGUCGUCGAAAAAGAGGGCACAAACCUAUCGCUCUUUCUCACAAGACGUAUGAUGACCUUCGCUUCGUAACACGUGCCUUUAUGAUGAUACUCCAGAUGGGCAUUGGGGCAAUCUCUCCGCUCCAUUGGCGCGAGAUCAUUCGCCGAUUUGGAAAAGAGGGCAGACUCAGAGAGCUAAGGCGUCUUCUGCUCUGGCUGCUGUGUUGGUACGCGCCUAGGAGCCGCUUGCAGUUCGGGACCUUACCAAAGUCGCCUUUCCGAGACUCGGCAACUUCAAAGCUGCGUGCUCAUCAUCCAGAGCCCAACCGCUACUUCAAUUUCCCUGGCACGGUCCUGCAACAGGAAAACAAGCUUCAUCCCAUGCGACAAAUCUUCCCACCCUCACUCAUACAGGGACUCAUCAGAUGGGGCUUUAGAGCCGGGCUACUCCCGAAUGCUUCCCUGGAACAAAGCAUGCUCAAUUCUAAACUCGCAAAGAAACAUUACCGCCGCCGCUUGCUCGACAGCCGCGUGCUUAAUCCCCUUGACUGGAACAUCGGUCUUCGAAUCGUAGUACAGCUGCGCGACCUCGGAGUCUAUGUGCACCGGCACACGGUCGUCAAAGUCCUGCAGGAGCAAUUCGUCAUCAUGUUCGGUCGAGGGCGAUCGCGGAUCAAAGAAAACCGCAUCAUGGAGAGAACCAACACGCGGCCGUACGCUCAAUACGUGCACGAGGUGAAUAAGAUGUGGGGCAGCCCACUCUUCAAAGAGCCUCAGCUCUUUGCUUCAGGUAUGCUGCAUCACCACAUGUGGCAUCCGCGUAUGCGGCGGAAAAUCAAUCGCAGGGCUUCCAUCAAUCUCGUCGAUGUGCUGGGUCCGGGCUGGCGAGAGAGACACAAGGAGUGGCAAGCGGAGACGUUGGACAAUGCAGCGAAAGAUGAUGUCGCCGAGACUCUGGGUCAUUUGCAAGACACAUUUGCAGCGCAGGCCAAGGCGCUUGAUGGAGGCGCAGAAGCUAUUACUGGGUCUUCUGCAACGACCAUGGAUGAGUUGGAUGAAAUGCAUCAGGGUAGUGAAGGGGCUCCGCGUGUGAAAAAGGUCAUGAAGUGA